Molecule: messenger RNA, 275 nt
Organism: Dentiscutata heterogama
Lineage: Eukaryota; Fungi; Glomeromycota; Glomeromycetes; Diversisporales; Gigasporaceae
Source: the annotation of a GenBank genome assembly
CAUGCUCUAAUAAAAAAGGCAAACAUUCGAAAGUUGCUUCAGUCAAGGUUUUCGCUCCUGACUCCUCUUACGAUUCGUAUUAUUCCGAUUUUAUUUCUGAUGAUUCACAACCUUUCGCAACUAUCCAAGAUAUUCUAUCUACUCCCUUUACAUUUUCAAUCUUUCUGUCUACAUCUUCUAUAUCUUUAAAUGUUCUGUUUACAUCCUUCACAUCUUCAAAUAUUUUGCCUCCACUACCUCCUUCUGACAAUACUAGUUAUCAUGAAGCAAAAUAA